This is a messenger RNA of Crotalus tigris (Tiger rattlesnake), 1123 nucleotides long. It is a transcript of the gene LSM7, whose product is annotated as LSM7 homolog, U6 small nuclear RNA and mRNA degradation associated. Gene Ontology annotation, biological process: nuclear-transcribed mRNA catabolic process; mRNA splicing, via spliceosome. The record is from RefSeq and is a predicted model, not a curated record. Lineage: Eukaryota; Metazoa; Chordata; Lepidosauria; Squamata; Viperidae. Gene Ontology annotation, cellular component: catalytic step 2 spliceosome; spliceosomal tri-snRNP complex; Lsm1-7-Pat1 complex. Gene Ontology annotation, molecular function: RNA binding. The transcript has 5 exons. The coding region runs from base 1 to 603 and encodes 200 amino acids.
AUGGCCGCCUCCCUCGCGUCUCCCCGCGGGCACCGGAGGCAGCGGCAAGGCUCCACCGGGGGAAGCCCCCGCUCAAGACGAGCCUCGCUGCCGCAGCGGAUCCGGAGGCGACCCGAGGAGCCUCGCGCGGCAGCCCGGAAGCCUCGUCCGCUCGCGGAGGUACCUCUCGGCCACGUGAUCGCGUUCCCCGCCCCUAAUUGGAGAAGGGGCGAAAGGGCGGUCUCGACAGGCCCGCGGGCGGAAGUGACGCCAGGAGGGGGGGUUGGGCGCGGAGUGCCCGGCGAGAGCAAGAUGGCGGACAAGGAGAAGAAGAAGAAGGAGAGCAUCUUGGACCUCUCCAAGUACAUCGACAAGACCAUCCGAGUGAAGUUCCAGGGCGGCCGGGAAGCCAGCGGCGUCCUGAAAGGCUUCGACCCGCUGCUCAACCUGGUGUUGGACGGCACCGUCGAGUACAUGAGAGAUCCAGAUGACCAGUACAAACUCACCGAAGACACCCGUCAGCUGGGACUGGUGGUCUGCAGAGGGACCUCCGUGGUCCUCAUCUGCCCGCAGGACGGGAUGGAAGCCAUCCCCAACCCCUUCAUUCAACAGCAAGACGGCUGAACCGGUUCGGACUUUAGGAGGAGCAGAAUGCAGUCUCUGGGAAGGAGCCUCGUUUGCAAGAGAAAAUAUUUUUUUAUGCUCUUUUUGUAUAGGAUUUUUCCCCCCCUUUAUUUUGUGUGACACUGUAUGUGGGCCAGAACAUAGUCUUACAACGAGGUGAUGUCUUUUGUCUGCAGCUGUUUUGGACCACCUUUCUGCUGUAAACAAAAGCAAAUUGGAAGGUUCGGUAAAAUAUGCCCGACUACUCUUGUUGAUUCUUGUUCCUUCAAUCGCUGGAUAAACAAUGCAGUUUGCUCCUUAGUUGGGUCCUGUGUCCUCCAGCCUUCGUCUUUGCUGAUAACUCUGUGCUGUUUUCUCAGGAAGGCAUCCAGGACAAGUGAAUAGCAGCCAUGUGAACGCUUAGUUAUAAAAAAAGGUGACAACAUUUGUGUAAUUUGUCAGCAUUCGUCUUCCUUUUCAUUCCUCACUGAAGGAGGAGACUUUUCGAGUUGACAAAUAAUAAAACACCUGCUGAACCUUU